UAGAAGACGCUGUGCGUACGAAACGUCACCAGUAAAACAAAAUGCUGCAUUUCUUUCACUUCCUCAGUAUUAUCGCCAUGACUGUUCCUAUCAAGUCGAACAACGUGUUGAAGCAACAGUAUAUAUCAGUAAUUGAUACUAUUGCAAAUCUGAAUAUUGGAUUUCUAAAGUUUUUAAAUGAAGGUCAACACAUGUUAAACAAAGAGACACCGAACAUGACGCCGCAGCACAACGACGUUUACGAUUUUAUUGUGGUUGGUGCUGGCACAGCUGGUGCCACGGUAGCUGCAAGAUUAAGCGAAAAUCCUGCAAUUAAAGUAUUGUUGAUUGAAGCUGGAAGUAAUGAGAACUAUUUAAUGGACGUUCCAGUAAUAGCACCUUACUUGCAAUUGAGUGACGUCAAUUGGGAAUAUUAUACAAAGCCAUCGGAUAAAUAUUGUCUCG
This is a messenger RNA of Pseudomyrmex gracilis, 444 nucleotides long. RefSeq names its product glucose dehydrogenase [FAD, quinone]-like. Gene Ontology annotation, molecular function: oxidoreductase activity; flavin adenine dinucleotide binding. The record is from RefSeq and is a predicted model, not a curated record. NCBI's taxonomy places the organism in Eukaryota, Metazoa, Arthropoda, Insecta, Hymenoptera, Formicidae. The transcript has a single exon. The annotation marks the transcript as partial.